This is a messenger RNA of Choloepus didactylus (southern two-toed sloth), 5937 nucleotides long. RefSeq names its product OTU deubiquitinase 7A (gene OTUD7A). NCBI's taxonomy places the organism in Eukaryota, Metazoa, Chordata, Mammalia, Pilosa, Megalonychidae. The coding region runs from base 398 to 3256 and encodes 952 amino acids. The transcript has 14 exons. The record is from RefSeq and is a predicted model, not a curated record. Gene Ontology annotation, cellular component: nucleus; cytoplasm. Gene Ontology annotation, molecular function: DNA binding; K63-linked polyubiquitin modification-dependent protein binding; zinc ion binding. Gene Ontology annotation, biological process: protein K63-linked deubiquitination; protein K11-linked deubiquitination; protein deubiquitination involved in ubiquitin-dependent protein catabolic process.
ACAUUCUUGAAUGAGGCUCUUUCUGGAGAGAGGCUUUCAUUUCUCUCAGAUUAAUUCCUAGGAAUGGAAUUGCUGGGUCUUACGGCAGGCUUUCAAAACACCGACAGCCUGUUUUUCACUGCCACCUACAAGGUAUGAAGAUUCUAGUUGUUCCAUGCCCUUGCCAACAUUUGCUAUGUUUCAGAGUGUGGUUUCCCACCUUCUGCUGUGGAAACGAUGGAGCAUUUCCAGCAGGGCCGAGGCCGCGGUGACUCCCAUGCCUGACUGCCACAGUCUCCAGCAAAUUGCGGAGGCUGGAAAGUCGAAGUGACGGAAGAAGGGAGUCUCCUGGCUGAGGCCCCAGGACGUGGAGGAGGAAGGCGGCGAUUUCCUAAUUGGUACCCUAUACAUCAGAUGGAUGGUUUCUAGCCUGCUUCCCAACCCCACCUCGGCCGAGUGUUGGGCGGCCCUUCUACAUGAUCCUAUGACUCUUGAUAUGGACGCAGUCCUGUCAGACUUUGUUCGGUCCACGGGGGCAGAACCUGGUCUGGCCAGAGACCUGCUGGAAGGCAAGAACUGGGACCUCACGGCAGCUCUGAGUGACUAUGAGGAGCUCCGACAGGUGCACACAGCCAACCUGCCGCAGGUGUUCAACGAAGGGAGGUGUCCCCGGCCGCCGGCGCGGGAAGCAGCCCAGCCGGGGCACAAGGCGGAGCGGCCCUGCCUGCAGCGGCAGGACGACAUCGCCCAAGAAAAACGGCUUUCCCGGGGGAUUUCCCAUGCCAGCUCAGCCAUUGUCUCCCUGGCCCGAUCACACGUGGCGAGUGAAUGCAACAACGAGCAGUUCCCCCUGGAGAUGCCAAUCUACACAUUCCAGUUGCCAGACCUUAGCGUGUACAGCGAAGACUUCCGGAGCUUCAUCGAACGGGACUUGAUCGAGCAGGCAACAAUGGUAGCUUUGGAGCAGGCAGGUCGCCUGAACUGGUGGUCCACAGUGUGUACAAGCUGUAAGAGGCUUCUUCCUUUGGCCACAACAGGGGAUGGGAACUGCCUUUUACACGCUGCUUCACUGGGAAUGUGGGGCUUCCAUGACCGGGACCUGGUCCUGCGGAAGGCGCUCUACACCAUGAUGAGGACGGGGGCCGAGAGGGAAGCACUGAAGCGGAGGUGGAGGUGGCAGCAGACCCAGCAGAACAAAGAGUCAGGGCUGGUGUACACGGAGGAGGAGUGGGAGCGAGAGUGGACAGAGCUGCUGAAGUUGGCCUCCAGCGAGCCCCGCACGCACUUCAGCAAGAACGGCGGCUCGGGCGGAGGUGUGGACAACUCCAAGGACCCCGUGUAUGAGAGUCUGGAAGAGUUCCAUGUUUUCGUUUUAGCGCAUAUACUAAGAAGACCGAUCGUUGUCGUUGCAGAUACGAUGUUAAGAGACUCAGGUGGAGAAGCGUUCGCACCCAUCCCCUUUGGAGGGAUUUACCUGCCCUUGGAGGUCCCUCCCAACAGAUGCCAUUGCUCACCUCUGGUCCUGGCCUAUGACCAAGCACACUUCUCUGCCCUCGUGUCCAUGGAACAGAGAGAUCAGCAAAGAGAACAAGCUGUGAUCCCCCUGACGGAUUCAGAACACAAGCUGCUGCCUCUGCACUUUGCAGUGGACCCCGGGAAGGACUGGGAGUGGGGCAAGGAUGACAACGACAAUGCGCGGCUGGCCCACCUGAUCCUGUCGCUGGAAGCCAAGCUGAACCUUCUGCAUAGCUACAUGAAUGUGACGUGGAUUCGGAUCCCUUCUGAGACCAGGGCCCCGCUGGCGCAGCCGGAGUCCCCGACGGCCUCAGCGGGGGAGGACGUGCAGUCCUUGGCCGACUCGCUGGACUCGGACCGCGACUCGGUGUGCAGCAACUCCAACAGCAAUAACGGCAAAAACGGCAAGGACAAGGAGAAGGAGAAGCAGCGCAAGGAGAAGGACAAGACCCGGGCGGACUCCGUGGCCAACAAGCUGGGCAGCUUCAGCAAGACGCUAGGCAUCAAGCUGAAGAAGAACAUGGGCGGCCUCGGCGGCCUGGUGCACGGCAAGAUGGGCCGCGCCAACUCGGCCAACGGCAAGAACGGCGACGCGCCCGAGCGGGGCAAGGAGAAGAAGGCCAAGUCACGCAAGGGCAGCAAGGAGGAGUCGGGCGCGUCGGCCAGCACGUCGCCGUCGGAGAAGACCACGCCGUCGCCCACGGACAAGGCGGCGGGCGCGUCGCCGGCCGACAAGAGCGGCGGGCCGCGAGGCGACGCCUGGAAGUACAGCACGGACGUGAAGCUGAGCCUCAACAUCCUGCGCGCCGCCAUGCAGGGCGAGCGCAAGUUCAUCUUCGCCGGCCUGCUGCUCACCAGCCACCGACACCAGUUCCACGAGGAGAUGAUCGGCUACUACCUGACGAGCGCGCAGGAGCGCUUCAGCGCCGAGCAGGAGCAGCGACGCCGAGACGCCGCAGUUGCCGCUGCCGCCGCGGCAGCAGCAGCGGCCGCCGCCAACACCACCACCACCGCCGCCGCCCCCACGGCCAAGCGGCCGCCGCGCCGACCCGACACCGAGGGCGCGCCGGGCUCCGAGCGCGCCUCGCCAGGCCCGCCGGCCGGGCCGCCCACUCAGCUGGUGCUCAAGUUCAAGGAGCGCCCGAGCCCAGCGGCGGGCGCGCGAGCGGCGCGGGCGGCGGCGGCGGGCGGCGCGGCCUCCCCGGUUGCCGGCGGCGGUGGCGCGCGUCGCGGGGCCGCCAGCGGGCCGGUUCCCGGGCGCAGCCCGCCGGCGCCGGGGCGCCAGAGCAUCAUCCACGUGCAGGCGGCGGGUGCGCGGGACGAGGGGUGCGCGCCGACCGUGGGCGCGCUGCGCCCGUGCGCCACGUACCCGCAGCAGAACCGCUCGCUGUCGUCGCAGAGCUACAGCCCGGCGCGCGCCACCGCCGCCGCCACCACCACCGCCCUGCGCACCGUCAAUACGGUCGAGUCGCUGGCGCGCGCCGGGCCAGGGCCGGCGACGGGUACCGAGCCCAAGUCGCAGACCUACACCAAUGGCUUCGGCGCCGCCCGCGACGGCCUGGAGUUCGCCGACGCCGACGCGCCGGCCGCCUGGUCGAACGGUGAGGGCGGCCGCGGGGGCCCGGGCCCGGCGCAGCGCCGCUGCCAGCGGGAGAACUGCGCCUUCUACGGGCGCGCGGAGACCGAGCACUACUGCUCCUACUGCUACCGCGAGGAGCUGCGGCGGCGGCGCGAGCGCGAGGCGCGCGGCCCCCGGCCCUGAGCGCGCCCCCGCCGGGAUGCUUUUUUCCCGUCUGUCGGUGUCUUUUUUUUUCUCCCCCCCCUACUUUCCCAACCCCCCCUAAAUUUUUACUGACCCUGGUCAACUGGACGGCCGUUGACUUCUCUGUCAGUGCUGUGUACGUGUUUGGUCAAACGUUCCUCAUGGUGCCUGAACCUACACUGACGUCACUCAGGUAGCAGACGGAUAGGAAACAAGUCAUACUGUUGGAAGUGGGACGUGCUAGCGUAGCCUCUGCCUCGUACCUGUGGAAACCCAAUAGCCAUUGCAAGAGUAUUUUUGUUCCUCCCUAAGAGAAAUAAAGAAAUGUGCAGCCCUUGGUUUUUAGCAGGGGGUGUUUUACAGUCUCCCCCUCCCCACCCCCUCUGCUUUCCCUGACCUUGGCGACUGGCCUCUUCCCCGGAGAGGGGUCCUGGCGCGCGGGGUUUAGACACCCGCGCGCAGCCUGAGACUGCCGUGACAGCGUCCUCUCCGGGGUCCUUGGAGGAAAGGAGGCGCUUUGGUGAUUACUGUGGCCCCUUAGGAACCCGCGGCUCCAUUUCAUAAGCAAAAAGCUCCUCCCGCAGCCAUCUGGCCCGAGCAACCUUCACACUGCCAUCCCAGCGGCGAGGGUCCGUAAGAAUGGGCACCAUACAACCUACCUCGCAGGGUGUGGGGAAGUGUAGGGGUCGCUCUCGGGGCCGGCCGGGGAGCUCGGGUGACAGCUUGCCAAAGACACCUUGGAGUCACAAAGGCAAGUUUCGUAACUCGCAAAUGAGAAGUUUCCCGUAGACAAAUGAAUAGGACAGCCGUCUCACGUUCCUCGUUAGAAGACGCAUCCACAGUGAACUGAAGCUGGAGAGCCCCCCCCCCCUCCAGGAAGUAUUCGGGGGCCCAAGGAGAGGGACAAGGAAUUGACCGCGGGGUCACUGUGUGUAUGCCCCCACUAGGCUGCUUUGAAAUCCGGCCCGUGCCUCUUUCCAAAGGGAAGGGGCCGGGGGAGCCGAGGGAAGGAAACCUGCUCCCCACCUCCUCGUGCCCGUUUUGUCCAAACGUGGCAUCCUCCCCUGGGGCAGGGAGGGGCCGCUUCGGGUUCCCUCACACAUUGAGCGAGCUGCCUGACACCCCCAAGCAGUCCCUUUUUUGGUGCCUCAUACAUUUCUUGAGGAAAAACAAAAUUAAUGUGUCCUUAGCUUACCCAGUUUUGAGCAGCAAUAUGCAGCUUCUUCCUUCCAAGAUUACCUCUGGCGAAUACCGUUUUGGCCAAGAACACUGAGGAGCUAAAAACCUGCCUCGCUAAAGAUCUUGUUUCCAUGACAUACAGAAAAGAUGGGUGAAAUCCUCACUAACAGAUGAAAUACUUUAAAACCUGUGAGAGCCUUAGAACAGCCUCUAACAAUGGUAAGAAAGAUAGAAAACCUGGCUUUGCUGUGAGGGUAUCAUCAGAAAAUGGCGGGAGGUUGACCAUCUCUUCAUCAGAGCCAGCUUCUCCUUGUCCAGAAAGGAUGCUUUUUUCCCCCUCACAAAGAACAGCAACAGCAAAAAAGGAAAAAAAAGAAAAGAAAAAUGGGGAGGGGAUUUUUUAAACUUGUUUGAAGAAUUAUAAUAAAAGAAUUGAGUAUUUCCUGUGAGUAAUUCCUUUAUUUUUAAAUUACCCCACAGCACGUGGCGUUUUCAGUAAUUUAUUCAAGUUUUGUAUAAGUGGUUCCUGAAAUCAGAAUUAUUUAUCAAGUAGAAUCUUUAAGAAGUAUUCUGAAAGGUUUGCUUUUUGUGCUGAAUGAUACUUAAAGUAUGGUAUUUAGUAACAUUGAUGUCCCUCUUGUUUCUUUUAUUAGAAAAAAAUGCAGGUUUUUGAGUUUUUUGUUGUUUUGUUUUGGUUUGGGUUUGGGUUUGGGUUGUUUAAAUCUCUUGUCGAGAGGAUGUGUUUGUCCAGCUCUUUGGAACUGGUUCUCCAUGUCAUGCCAAGCAACUGCUUUGCUACCCAAAGCUGUUGGGGUCACAGAAAGUGUCACUUUGACUGUAGCCACCAGCUCCUCCUCGUGCCCCAUACUCAGAGGAUUCAGACAGCCACCCUUAAAUACUUAAAUGUGAUUUCAGAAACCAAACUCAUACACACAAGAAGUCAAGUUCAUGUUUCUUUAAAAAAUGUUUCCCAGUUUAACAGCCAACCUGAAAUUUCCAAAACUGGCUAUGCAAAUAUUUCAAUUUUCUCUUGUGUUCCGCCACAUUUUUAAAAAAAAGGCAAACCAAAAAUAAAAAAUUGGAUCCGUUGUCAUAGAGGAAAAUCUUCCAAACCAGGCAGAGUAAUACCUGUGGGUUAUCAAAAAACAGUGACCUGUCUUGUGUCCUUGAAUUUCACAGUAAACUCCCCACCCCCAUCUGAUGUGCUAUGAAUAAGAUCUGAGGUGCAGCAAUGACCACACCUUCACCUCCUCUCACCAUGUGAAAGCCACGUGUAUUGAGUAUAUUCUGUUUUUAGAUUUUAUGCUUACGAUUUUUCAGCUCCAGCACGAGGCAGGCUAAAAGUGCCAGCCGCCUGCCGAUGCAACACAUUGUGACUCAGUCCACACACUUAAGAGUACCUCUUUCCUUUUGUGAGGGAGUUGAUCCAUCUUUCCACUAAACAGUAUUUAAAAAAAAAAAAAAAGUCAGAGAGCCUGUUGUCUUACUAAAUUUAUUAGUAC